ACGACCUUUGAUAGAACCAAUAUCAAACUAUACGGUGUUACCCGACUCGGCAACUCAGUCUGCGCAGUCGUGACCGAUUACUUUCCUCAUUUCUACUUCCAGGCACCCGAGAAUUUUGCUCCAGAGCAUUUGGAUGUAGCUCAAAGACAUUUGAAUAAUGCAGUAGCCAUAGCACUACGUCGAGCGAACUCGAAUCUGCAGAUGUCUACGACAGUUGUGGAGAAUCUUGUACGGCUGAGCAUUGUACAGGGUGAAAAUGUUUACUACUAUCGAGGUUCCGAGAAGAAAUAUCCGUUCAUCAAGGUCAGUGGUACAACUAAUGCACUGAACAAAGCCAAGCAAGAGUUGAAAAGUGGUGGUCUCAAUUAUGGAAACGGUCCAGUCCAGGUUGGCACCCUCUAUGAAGCGAACAUUGACCCUGAGGUGAAAUUCAUGGCGCAUAGUGGAGUCGUAGGCUGUGGUUGGGUAGAGAUCCCUCUUGGUAAAGGAAAAAUUCAUGAAGGGAAGGCGAAUACUUCGAGGUGA
Molecule: messenger RNA, 525 nt
Organism: Cylicostephanus goldi
Lineage: Eukaryota; Metazoa; Nematoda; Chromadorea; Rhabditida; Strongylidae
Source: the annotation of a GenBank genome assembly